Messenger RNA from Myotis brandtii (Brandt's bat), 1971 nucleotides. It is a transcript of the gene IL9R, whose product is annotated as interleukin 9 receptor. The record is from RefSeq and is a predicted model, not a curated record. Lineage: Eukaryota; Metazoa; Chordata; Mammalia; Chiroptera; Vespertilionidae. Gene Ontology annotation, molecular function: interleukin-9 binding; interleukin-9 receptor activity. The coding region runs from base 93 to 1640 and encodes 515 amino acids. Gene Ontology annotation, cellular component: external side of plasma membrane; membrane. The transcript is spliced from 10 exons. Gene Ontology annotation, biological process: cytokine-mediated signaling pathway; immunoglobulin mediated immune response.
CGUGCGAGGCUGAGGCUGCGUCACCGCCCCGGGGCACUUAUCUCCUGGAUCAGGCCGAGGGGCUUUGCCGCCAGCACAGGGACUGUCCUGCCAUGGGACCCAGCAGAUGCGUCUGGGAAGGUUGGACCUUGGAGAGGGCAGCCCUGACGCGAGGGAUGGGCACCUGGCUCCGGGUCUGCUUCUGGGUCGGCUUGGGAGUCUCGGUGCCCGGAGAAGGCCCGGGGCCGGGGGCUGGAACUUUCACCUGCCUCACCAACAACAUCCUCAGGAUUGACUGCCACUGGUCGGCCCCAGAGCUGGGCCAGGGCCCCAGCCCCUGGCUCCUCUUCACCAGCAACCUCGCGCCGGACACCAAGCACAGGUGUGUCUUCCGGGGCAGCGCGUGCACCGUGGUCCUGCCGCCCGAGGAGGUCAUUGCGCCUUCCGACAACUUCACCAUCACUUUGCACCGUCACAUCUCUGGGAAGGAGCAGGUCAGCCUGGUGGACCCUCAGUACCUGCCUCGGAGACACGUGAAGCUGGAUCCUCCCUCCGACCUGCAGAGCAAUGUCAGCUCCGACUCCUGUGUCCUGACCUGGGGCGUCAGCCUUGGCUUGGAGCCGCUGGCCUCGCUGCUCAGCUAUGAGCUGGCCUUCAAGAGGCAGGAGGAGGCUUGGGAGCGGGCCCGGCACAAGGGUCACAUUGUUGGGGUGACCUGGCUUAUCCUUGAGGCUGCGGAAUUGGACCCUGGUUCCACCUAUGAGGCCAGGCUGCGUGUCCAGAUGGCCAACCUGGAGGACGCCAUGGCCGAGGAGGAGCGCUACGAGGGCCCCUGGAGCGAGUGGAGCCGGCCCGUGAGCUUCCUGUCUCCCCAGAGACCAGGCCGCCUGGUCUCGCCUCUGAGGCAGCCCGACAGCACCUUUGUCGCCAUGUCCAUCUUUCUCCUGCUGACCAGCCUGACCUACCUCUUGUUCAAGCUGUCACCCAGGGUGAAGAGAACCCUUCGCCACAACGUGCCGUCCCCGGUGCCCUUCUUCCAGCCUCUCUACAGUGUGCACCACGGGAACUUCCAGGUGCGGGGCCGCAGGGCGGGGGAGGGCAGGGGUUGCCCAGAGGCCUGGCCGGCUCAGGAUGUGGGCUCUGGUGGGCGGGACAAGGCCCCCUGGGCAGCUGGGACCAAGGCUGAGUGGGACAAGAUUGUGAUUGCCCCUGGCUGCGGGCACCCGCCCCUUCUCGCCUCGGAGUCCAGCGCCCGGGAGGCCAUUGCGUUGCUUACCUACGAGCCGGCGGAUCCCUGGCCGUUCGUGGGCCUGGAGGAGGAGGGCCCUGGCACUGGGCUCCCGGCAGAGGAGUUGCCUGCAGCCCUGGAGUGGGGAGGGCAGCUGCCCGCCUACCUGCCGCAGGAGGAGUGGGUGCCCGCGAGGCCCGCCAGGCUGGCGCCCCCCCAGUCGGAGGGCAGCAGCAGCGACUACUGUGCCCUGGGCUGCUACGGGGGGAGCCGCCCCCCACCUCUCCCAGGAAGCGUGCAGAGUUCUGGGCCCAUCUACGCCUCGGCCUGCGGACUGUCCUGCGACCAGCAGAGCCUGGCUGCCAGGCAAGGAGGUAGCUGUGUGGGAGCGGGUCUCGGUCAGGACCCAGACCCCGGGGAACAGGCUGCAUGAGGACCCCGGGCGUGUCCGUCUCCCAUCCUCCGCACACAGUGGGCGCGGUCCUGAAAGUCCCCGAGCCCCGACUCGGCCAGCUGCAUCGUGUCCACUUCGGGGAAAAUGGGCUGAAGCUUCUGGAGCGGACCCUUGGCUGGCACUGGACGGCCUGCAGAGGGAUGGAGGCAGGAGGCCCCUCCUCCCUCCUCUCAACUGAGCACCUGUGGGGCGGGGCCUCUGCACCCCGCAUCCUGCCUCUGCUUUCUGGAUCCAUCCCAGGCUCCUCUGAGAAGAGGGCUGUUCUGCCCUCGCCCCUUAAAGGCCAGCCUGGGCCCAGUGGACACAGGUG